Messenger RNA from Drosophila erecta, 6385 nucleotides. RefSeq names its product leucine-rich repeat and fibronectin type-III domain-containing protein 2 (gene haf). Lineage: Eukaryota; Metazoa; Arthropoda; Insecta; Diptera; Drosophilidae. The transcript is spliced from 10 exons. Gene Ontology annotation, molecular function: protein binding. The record is from RefSeq and is a predicted model, not a curated record. The coding region runs from base 481 to 3441 and encodes 986 amino acids.
AGAGCUCCGAUUCUUGGCUUUCAGUCACCUGUUAAGGCCCAAGCGCAACGAACGUCGACGGAGUUUUUCCGGGAAAUCGCCAGAGGAAAAUCACGAGAAGAUAUAAACCAAAUUUUAAAACCGCGCGCUAACUGAAAAAGAGAUUCGAAUAUAAAACGGGGGAAAAUAAAAACGGAUAUAAAGGAAUUUCAAGCGAUUGGCGUUUUGUCAACCAGUAAAGGGCCAAGUGACGAGCAAAAAAAAACCAAAAAAACGAAAAAAAUCGAGGGAGUGGCGCACAAGUGGCUGCAACAAAGCCCGCGACCUCUGACACCCCAAAAACAACAAAAUAUAAGAAUAUAUCUACCUUUUGGCCGGAAAACGCUUGUUUCAGCACGCGAGCAAGGGAGACGGGACGACUGCGAGGGAGGGAGACAGGGACAGGGACAGGAACAGCAGCAACAAAAACAACAAAACAAACAGCUCUAUGCCGGCACCAAGAUGAGACCAGGCCGAACGACAACAGCUUUACCAGCAGCGACCACGCCCCUGCUCCUGCUCCUGCUGCUCCCACUCAUCCUGGGCAGGCUCCACUUGGCCCACGCCCAGUGUCCUUGGCAGAGGGAUGUGCCCGACCUGCAGACGAGCUGCAUCUGCGCCUACAAUCUGGGCAGGGAGCUGUCCGUGCAAUGCGACCAGGUGGACUUCUCUCAGCUCCUGGCUGCGAUGAACACCCAUGCCCGCCUGAAGCCCGUGGAUUUGCUGUACGUGAACAACUCCACGAUUGCCGAGUUGCCCAAUGCCGUUUUCAGCAAUUUGAGCCUGCACAAUGUGCAGCUCUCGAGCUGCGGCAUCCAGAGGAUUGCGACGGGUGCCUUUAAGGGCCAGGAGUCGGUGUUGCGGAACCUCAAUCUGCAGGAUAAUCUGCUGGCCGACGUGCCGGUGGAGGCGCUCAAGGUUCUGGGCAAGCUGAACCUGCUGGAUUUGUCCAAAAAUCAGCUCACUCACAUUCCCGACGACGCCUUUGUGGGCCUGACAAAGCUCUCCACCCUCAAACUGAACGAUAACAAUGUUACCCUGGCCAGCAAUGCAUUUAGGGGGCUGGAGCAGAACCUGAAGAACCUAAACCUGAAGGGCACAAAGCAGCGAAAGGUACCGGAAAGUAUCAGGGGUCUGAAGAGCCUGGCCUUCCUAGAUCUCUCCCAAAAUGGCAUCAAAGAACUGCCGGGAGCGGGCGGAAUCCGGGUUUUCGAUGGUCUGGACGCUCUGACGGCCCUGAAUCUGGAGAGGAAUCUCAUCCAGAGCAUUGGCGAAACGGCAUUUGCCGGCGUGCGAAAAACACUGAGCUCGCUGAGUUUGCUCAAUAACCUGCUGGCCGAAUUUCCCAUCGGAGCUGUGCACUCCCUAAAGGAGCUGCGUGUCCUGGACAUUGGCUUCAAUCUGCUGACCAGCCUGCCGGAGGCCGCCUUCCGGGGCAAUCCGGGCAUCACCCUGCUGGCCCUGGACGGAAAUCCACUGAGCAGCGUGCCCGAAGGCGCCUUCGCCCAUCUGAAUGCCACACUCCGCGGACUCUCCCUCGGAGGCAGGUUCCUCCACUGCGACUGCAAGCUGCGAUGGGUGGCCGAGUGGAUUCGCAACGGCGACUUGCAGGUUACAUCGCGCGAACGGAAUCCCCAGUUCUGUGGCACCCCACCUCGCUUCCGGGACCGCGGCUUCUACUCCAUUCAGCCGGAGGAGCUGAGUUGCCCGGACAUUGCCGAUGCGGCCCUCCGUGGACCCGUCGGCCUGGCCGACAACCUGAAGCCCACUCUGCCCUCGUCGCCCGACUCCGUGGAAUAUGAAACUGGCACGGGCACGGGAACGGGUACAGUGGGCACUGGCACAGCUGCCUCUGCUCCGGUGACCAGCAGUGUGAGCAGCACCACCUCGGCAACGACACCCACAACAACCACAACGAGCACCACAGCGGAGCCAACGACCAGGAGUAGUACGACUCGUCCCCCGACCAAGGCAACUACAACGAUAUCGGCCACCACAGCCUCGCCAGCUGCCAAUCCCACGGUGAAUGGAACGGGCACAGUUCAGGCCACCUCCAUCACGACGAGCAGCAGCUCCUCCUCCUCCUCCUCAUCCUCCACGUCCACGGGUCACGGCAAUGGCAAGCAGGCGCCGGGCUGGCGCCAAGGAGUGACCAAUGGCAAUGGCAAUAGUGCAGGAGCAGGAGGCCUCCACAAGCCGCAGAGGCCACCACUUGUCCUGGGCUAUCCACCGCAGCGGGGCACUCGCAUCGACGAUGCCAACGAGGUGCAGGUGAAGCACGCGUUCCGGCAGGAUAGCUCCGUGAUCAUCCAGUGGGACUCGGACACGGCGAAUAUCCUGGGAUUCCGCGUGGUCUACCGCCUGUUCGGCGAGAAGGCCUUCAAGCAGGGACCACCGCUGGAGUCCAGCGAGCGCGAGUUCAAGAUCAAGAAUGUGCCGGCCCAGGAGUGCAUCAUCGUGUGCGUCAUCUCGCUGGAGGAGCUCCACGUGACCCCGGAGACGGUGCCCUACCAGCAGUGCCGCGAGGUUCGCACGGUCGCCUCGCAGGCCUCCAACAUGGACAAGAUAACGAUUGCGGCCAGUGCGGCCAUUUGUGGCACCAUCAUUGUGGCCGUGAUUGUCUUCAUCGCUGCCAGCAGACGCUCCCGCAAACUGCAAAGCAGCCAGCAGAAGAGUCCGCUGCCAAUUGGAGGUCUGCCCGUUAAUUGCUGCGGUCCGACCGGUUCACCGGGACCACUUGGCUCCAUUGCAACGCUAUCGGCAUUUAACAAUCACAAGGAAUGGGAUCAAGUGUCGGCCUACAGUGGUCGCUCGAUACCGCGGCCGCGCAUAUAUCCCGUGGAGCAGCCGGAUGAUAUGAGGAGCCACUUCUCCGGAAUGCCCGGCAAGGUGGGCAAAUCAAGUAGAUCCCUGGCGGACGGACAGUCGCAGCACAGCUUCUCGAACAACUCGCACCGCGGCUACUUGGGCAGCGCCUUCCCCUCGAACCUGGUGAACUCCCGGCCGGAACUGCGCCAGUCCCGCCAGUCGCUGGCCGCCGCCUCGGAGCGCAUGUCCCGCGCCUCCUAUGCGGGAUCCAUUCACGGCGGGAACGGAGGAGGCGGUGGGCUGGGCGGCAACGGAGGAGGCGGAGGCAACGGACUGCCCGUGAGCAGCCUGAUGGCCAUGAGCGGAAUGGUGGGCGGCGGCGGACCGGCCAGCAUCGCCUCCAGCGCCCGGAGAUCCCGACCGCGCUCCAGAUCCCGGGAGCAGCUGAACACCACCCACAUACAUAACCAUCGACCGGGAAGUCGAUACUCGCAGGCGGGAUCGACGCACACGCUGAACAACUACUGCGACACAUCGGACAACUGGACGGAUCACGACAUGGACAUCUAUAUGGCCCGCAAUCCGACGACGCGCAACGGUUUAGUGCCAUUAUGAGGGCGACUCACGUUGUCCUGAUAUUUCAAUGUUGUAUUAAACUGGGAUGGCAUCUUCUGACAAUAUCUGACGCCGACCAUUGAGGGGCGCGGGGGCAGGGGGCAUGGUCGGCGUCAGCAGCAGCAGCAGCAGCAGCAGCAACAACAUCAGCAACUGCAACAUCAGCAGCAGCAGCGGCAGCAUCAUCAACUGCAACAGUUGAGGAACGAGCGACAUCAACAACGACACAGAAACAAUCAGCAAUGGGAGCAGCCAUAUCAGCCAGCACAGCAGCAACAUCAACGAUUACACUACUAUAUGCCGCAGACGGAGCGCUGCACCUCGCCCCCCGACGUGGUGCCCCGAGCAGCCAAUUUCCAUAAUAGCAACACCACCAGUACUGGCCACCCCGACAACAGCAACAGCAACAGCAACAGCCACAACAGCAACACAACCAGCAGCUGCAACAGCGCCCAGCAGCAGCAAGCGUCGCUGGCUUUGAUGACAGCAGCGCUGGGAGAUGCAACUUCAGCAACAGCAGCAGCAGCAGCAGCCAGUGGCAUCGUUGUCGAGAACUAUUUUAACGAAUAUGAACGUCAGGAAAUCAUCUAUCAUCAUCCCACAAGCAGGAGCAGCAGCAGCAGCAGCAGCAGUAGUGCGGCCGCAACACGCCACGUUCCCCGCAGCAACGCCUUCCGUUUACAGCUACCCGCAAUGGCAACGGCCACGACUAACAAUAUUUUAUAUAAUAUCAGUAAUAAGCAUGAUGCAACCGGCAACAACGGCAGCAUCGGCAAUUAUAAGGCGCAUACGUUUAGUGAUAGCUGUAAUUGUACAUGUAAUUGUAGUCUAAGCGAGGAGGAGGAGAUGAACCAGGAGACACCCGAGACAGCCGAAGUGACAGCAGCAGCUGGGCAGGAUGGGAGGCAGGAGGGCUCAUCCUUGGCCAGCACCUCAGUGUCGAGCAUAGAGCAAGUGCGGCGAGAACAGCAGGGGCAGGAAGUGUCCUUGUCUCUGAACUUGACAUUGGCUGACGCGGGGGCAGAUGCUGCUGCGGAUGCAGCAGACGCCUCUGCAGACAGGGCCGAGCUUUGAGUGCAGCUCCUUGAUGCUGCUGCUGUCACGGCCUCUCGGAAUUCUGGGAUCUGCAUAAUGCAUAAUAAUGGCACGGCAGACGUUGAGGUGUAGUACAGAGGAAUAGAUAUUUUUAUACGCUGUUUAGAGUGCAAUAACACAACUUUCCCCAGUUCUUUCUGCAGUUAUCGAAGAACUACAACUUAAGUCAAUAUGGUACUAAACCCUUACACUUAAUAGCUGUUAGACUAACUAAUGACUAGCGCGUAAGGAGGCGGGGUCAUUGGCGCUGGGAUAGACAGGCACAGAAGUCGCUGAGAGAGCACAAAAAGCAAUAUGUACAUAAUCUAGAAUGAGCAACAGCCAGUCCUAUAAGGUGUAGUUUACCCGAACGCAAUUCAAAGUUUAAAGGUUUUCAAGGUAGUUAAGAGCCAAAUAACCAAUUGUAGUAGGUCGAAUUAACGUUUCACACACCUCAAACCAUUCCCCCUACAUUCGCUAGUCUAGAACUCUUAUAAUUUCCUUAAAUUCAUUUACUUUCACUCUAUGUUCGUCUGUCCCAGCCCCGAGCUGAUCACCCAUUCCAGUAGUUUGAAGCAACCAAACCAUUUACUGCCUGAACAGUUUAAGUUUAACUCACAUUGAAGUCAGUUUCAGUUUCAGCUUCAGUUUCAGUUUCAGUUCGAAAUCGAUUUUAAGUCUAGACUUGUUUCAUUUCGUUGUGUACAGAAGCUUCAAUCGAAACUUUACGUGCUAAGUUCUGUCUUACGUUUAUGCUUUUUACUUUCGGUAAGAUUUUAAUAAAAGAGUACAUUACACAUCUUUGGUUUUAUUUGCCCUCGUUUGGUUUGUAUGCCUGCUUGCUAGUCGAGCGCCUGUACAUCGAUGUAUAUAGAAGUUCGUAGGCUUAAGCGUUCGAAACGAUUUCGGUUCAUCAUUAUCCUAGCUUUACCAUUAUCAUUGUCGUUGGAGGGACGGGUCCGGAUAAACAGUCCGGGUCAGUCCGGCGAAACACAGUUGACAGUUAACAAUAUUUAGUGCCCGUGGGCCGGAUUCCGCUGGGAGCCACAACAAGUCCAUGUCUGGCACUAGAUACUUAGUGCAGUAAGCUAAUAUCUACUCUAUAUUCUACACACUAGUCCUAAGAACCAGUUGUAGGCCAGGCUUUGAGCAUUAGACCAGUAAGCACAAUUUAGGUGGAAAACGGGAGCAAUUAUUUAGAACAAGAAGUAAGCAAAUAUUCCAAUAAACAUAGGCAAUAAAUUCAGAGAAAGAACAAACUAAAUAUGUUUCCGUUGAACGUUUCCCUUUAAAGCAAGCCAAUGAGAAGUAGAGGAACAAAUAUCCGCAAUUAGCAUAAGAAACUUUAAAUCAAACUUAGUGUUAGCAAUUACAAUUUAAUUAAACUGCCUUAGCACACUGAGAACGAUGAAGAACGAAACGAGUGGGGAGAGGAGAGCACGUGCUUAAAUUUAGUUUAGCUGCACUGGAAGAAAUACAGCAACCGAGAGAUGAGCAAUACUAAUGAUAAUCGGUGACACCAAAACUGCCAGCCACAAAAAUAUACACAUAUGUACAUCAUUCAACUAGGGGAGCAGUGGAGCACGUCCUUCAAAGGAGCCCUUCUCUGGAGUAACUACGAAGUAAAACGAAGACACCAACCGAUUCCGAGGGAGAUGAGAUAACACCACCAAUUCAACGCAGUUAGAGUUAUAGUACACGAUCCCAUAAUUAAUGUGCGUUAUACUGUUAAAUGUAAAUCCAAUUCAAGUGUUAACUUUGCGGCUUCACAGAUUAGCAACUAAAUUUACUAGACAAUUUACGAAAAGUUUCGUUUUUGGUCCUUAGUUCGUACGCAUCAAGUUCCGAAUAAAGCAUAUUUUUGUUACUA